Molecule: messenger RNA, 9663 nt
Organism: Vigna angularis (adzuki bean)
Lineage: Eukaryota; Viridiplantae; Streptophyta; Magnoliopsida; Fabales; Fabaceae
Product: serine/threonine-protein kinase ATR
Exons: 16
Coding region: 89-8257 (2722 amino acids)
Biological process (GO): protein phosphorylation; telomere maintenance; DNA damage checkpoint signaling
Cellular component (GO): nucleus
Molecular function (GO): protein serine/threonine kinase activity; protein binding
Source: RefSeq, a predicted model, not a curated record
UUGAAAGAAGAAUGGUUAUAGGUUUGGGAGGGAAGAAAGAAAGAAAAGAGCAGAAAAGAAAUGAAGAAAGAAAGGCACUGAAUAGUAGAUGGCAAAAGCAAACCUGUCGAGUCUCAUUCACGAACUCCGUGAACGCAUAGCAGCCUCCUCUUCCUCUCCCAUACCCAACAACCCCUCAGACGACGACGCUUUGGAGGUCAGGUUCCGUACCGUUCUUCCCAAUCUUCUCCACGUCUGCGUUCUUCCUUCUUCCACCUCCUCCGACAACCAGAGAGAAGUGAUUGCUGUGGUGAAGCUUAUCUCUCACACCGCCAGAAACUUCCCCGGAGUCUUCUACCACGGCAAGCCCUCCGCCGUUUCCCCCGUCCUCGCGCGGAUUCUCCCUUUCUUUGCCGAACCUCUCUUUCGAUCUCGCCACGGCGUCUUCUUCGAAGCUCUCGAUUCUCUUCUCGCACUGCUUCGCUCGGGAGCCAGAGAUGCUUACCGCCAGUUUUUCGUCGAUUCCAUGUCGCUCAUUCAAGAUAUUUUAUACGUGGCUUCGCUCAAUGUUAAUGGAUCCUCCAGGGUGAUGCUCAAGUGUUUUUCUGAGUUCUUUUCUGGAGUUGAAGACCUUCCGUCCUCCAACAAGCCUGCUGAUGAUUGUGGUUUACUGAUUGACCUCACUGGUCGCAGCCGAUGGCAACCGUUUGCAACGUGGAUUUUGAAACUUCUCAGUAAAUGCCUUACUGAAGGAACGCUCUAUGUUGAAGGAUUGAUCCAUGCGUCCUUUAUUUCUGCUGCGUGCUCUCUUUUGUGCUAUGGGGAUGCUGACCUGCAUAUGGCAUGCUUUGACUUUGUACACACCAUUGGAACGGUGACAAACUAUGAUCUCAUUCCUUAUCAGAAUUUAAUCCUGUCAAUAACCACUAUCUUGAGUGUCGACAAGGAGGGGCUUCCUGUUUUCAGAAACAUGGCUUAUGAUUUGUCAAUGGGUAUUUGCCUUAAUGCACUCUACUCUAGCUGUCCAGAAGAUAUUGUCAAAUUAACAGCCGCUGAUUUAGUUAGUGUAUUCCUUCAAUCGAUGGGGAGAACGAAAAGCCAGCAACUUAAGGUUGCAUUAUGCAGUGCCUAUGCUAGGAUUGCUCAAGUUUGUCCCCCUCAUAUCUGGAAACCAGAAUAUCUCAUAUCUGCACUUUAUCAUUCGGAACCAUGUUUGCCUUUGAUAGAGUGCUUCGAGGUAGCUCUGUCUACUCUUGGCCCACAUCUUGUUCGGGGAAUCCUAGGAAACAAUGAGGAUUUAACUGUGUUAGCAUCAGAAUAUAAGUCAGUUGAAGGCACAAGGCUUGGCCACAAGAGGUCCAUUCAGGAUAUGGAUAAUUUAAGCAUCAAGAGACAAAAAUUGAAUGAAGAAGUUGUGGUUGCAGACGGCAGUCUUGAUGUGGAAUGUAAAAGUAGUUUUGUAGUCACUUGCCAAACAGUAGAAGGUUAUGCUAGCCAUAUGAAUAAAUCUAUUCUUUCAUUUGUUGAUUCAUUAAAUGCUCCUGCUGUCAGACCGGGUUCUUUGAGGCCAGAAAUUGCUUUAUCUGCACUUAGCAUUCUGUGCAUUACCUUCUCUGUUUAUCCAGAGAUUGAUUUGUCUCUCAGAAUCUUUCAGCAGAUGCUUGCUUGGCUUCCAUGGAUAGCUGAUAAGGCAAAACAAGGAAACUCAAUUACUGUAGAUAUUUCCACGUACCUGGAAGGAAUUCACAGUGUAUUGCUUGUGCAAAAUGGAUCUCUCAAAGAACACAACCCUUUAGACGAUGAGAAUUACCAUGUAGACCUCAUACUUGUGCUUAAAAUUCCCUGGACUCACAUGCCUGUUGCUAUUGAUAAUCGUUCUCCAUGCAAAACAAAAUGCCUUUCUCUUCAAGUAGUAUCAAAGCUAGGCCCAAGCUUGAGCGAAAAAGUUGUUCUUGAAGUUUUAGAUCUGGGUCUCCAUGAUCAAGCUGAAGAAGUCAGAACUGAAGCCGUCAUUUCUAUGCCAGUAAUGGUUUUGUGGUCUGUUCUCGAUGUUUCAUCUCCUGUUUUUGAAAGGAUGGAGUAUGUAAAAAGAGAUAAUGAGAAGGUUAAGAAAUUUCUUCCCACAUCUCUUGGUCUUCUAUCAUGUCUUUAUGGAUGCAAAAGAUCUAUAUCUGGUUCGAAUAUAAACGAAUGCAAAUUAUUUGUAAAUGUGAAAAGUGGAAGAACAUGUUCAACAGUAGAUUGUUUACUGCAAGGCUUCUUCUGUUCAAAAUGCAAUGGCAGUUUCAUUUGCAAUCUGGAUAAGAAGCAUGCUCCAAUCGUUCUCCAAUCUGGUACACAUGGAGCAGAUUCAGAUUUUAGUUUUGACAAUAUUUUCAUUCAACUUCAAUCUUUGUUUUUUGAACUUCUAUUUGACGAGUCAUCAGAAGAAGUUCAACUUUCCUGUGCGAGAGUUAUUCAUCAGAUCCUUGCACAUGGAGCCUCUGAUAUUCUGCUAAAAACAAGAUUUAAGUGGAUAAAAUGUGUGGAGUAUCUUCUUACUUGCAGGAGUAAGGAAUUGAGAGAAGCAUUUUGCAGUCAGAUUAGAUUCUUUGUGGAUAAUCUUAUUUUGAGUUCAAUUUUUUCUGGAGAUGCUGAUAAAAGCAAGGAAGAAAAAUUUUUAGAUACACUUAAACAUUCCAUGACCAUAGCUGGUAGUCCACAUAUAUUGGAGACAUUAAUGGAAUGUACAGCAGAAAUAAUGGUUGCUGUCAAUAUGGAUUGCAAACUUUUCAUAUGUUCUCUUAUACUGCUUGUUGAUCAACUAGAUAGCACACACAUGACUGUGCGAAUGAAUGCAUCCAGGUUAAUACACAGAUCUUGCUAUUUCCAUCUUAAAGGAGGCCUUGAGUUAAUUCUUUCAAAAGAUGUCUGUAUUUGUACUGAACUGUAUGAUUAUCUCUCAGAGAGACUUGCCAGCCGUCCAGUCUUAGUGAGGGAGUUUGCAGAAGCUGUUUUUGGUGUUGAAACAAAAGAACUUGUCAAGAAAAUGAUUCCUUUUGUUCUCCCAAAGCUUGUCAUGUCUCACCAUAAUAGUCAAGCAGUUGGCACCUUAUAUGAAUUAGCCAAGUGUUUGAACACUGACUUGGUGCCUUUGAUAGUUAAUUGGCUACCAAAAGUUCUUGCUUUUGCGCUUCAUCAAACUGAUGACCAACAAUUAAUUACAGCUGUGCAGUUUUACCAUGUACAGACUGGCUCUGACAAGCAGGAAAUAUUUGCGGCUGCUUUGCCUGCUCUUCUAGAUGAACUUAUAUGCUUUACAGAUGGUGGCAAUUCAGAUGAGAUAGCUAGAAGGUUAGCAAAAGUGCCUGAUAUGAUUAAAGACAUUGCCAAAGUUCUCACUGGUGCAGAAGAUCUCCCUCUGUUUUUGAGGAAUCAUUUUGUAGGUCUUCUUAACAGCAUAGACAGAAAAUUGCUCCAUGCUGAUGAUUUUAUGCUGCAGAGGCAAUCACUGAACCGUAUUGAGUUGCUGAUUAGAAUGAUGGGUCCUCAUCUUAGUACUUAUGUGCCAAAAUUGAUGGUUCUUCUCAUGCAUGCUAUAGCUAAAGAACCACUGCAAAAGGAGGGUCUGUCUGUCUUGCACUUUUUUAUAAAGCAAUUGUCUAAAGUAUCUCCAUCUAGCAUUAAGCAUAUUAUUUCUCAAGUUUUUGCUUCCCUCCUUCCCUUCCUGGAGAGAGACAAAGAAAAUCCCUCGAUACAUUUGGACAAGGUGGUAACCAUUUUAGAAGAACUUGUUCUUGAUAACAGGGUUAUCCUAAAGCAACAUAUAUGUGAGUUUCCCCCAUUGCCCAGCCUUCCUGCAUUGGCAGAAGUGAACAAAGCAAUUGAGGAUGCUCGUGGAACUAUGACUUUGAAGAACCAAUUGCAAGUUGUUGUUGAUGGUUUAAAUCAUGAGAACUUAAAUGUGAGGUAUAUGGUAGUGUGUGAGCUUCGCAAGCUUCUGGACUCAAGAUGGAAGGAUGUUACUGAUUUGAUAACUGCUGAAGCUGGUUCAGACUUGGAUGUUUUGAGUUCUUUGAUAACAUCAUUAUUAAGAGGAUGUGCAGAAGAAUCAAGGACUGUGGUUGGACAGCGGUUGAAGUUAGUCUGUGCUGAUUGUCUUGGAUCCCUUGGUGCUGUUGACCCUGCAAAAGUAAGAGGUUUUUCAUGCCAGCGUUUUAAAAUUCAAUGCUCUGAUGAUGACCUCAUAUUUGAACUGAUCCACAAACAUCUAGCUCGAGCAUUUAGAUCUGCACCUGAUACUGUUAUUCAAGACUCUGCUGCAUUGGCUAUACAGGAGUUGCUAAAAUUUGCUGGUUGUGAAGCAUCACUGGACGAAAAUGCUCCAACUACUACAUCACAAGCACAAAAGGAUGAGGGUAGUUGCAAUGCUGUUGUAUCUAAGACUAAGAGUACUAAUGGUAGUAAAGGGAUGAAUAAUAGGGGCCAUAAAUUAUGGGAUCGGUUCUCGAAUUAUGUGAAAGAGAUAAUAGCCCCAUGCUUAACAUCUAGGUUUCAGCUUCCUAAAGUAGCUGCUGAUUCAACAUCUGCUGGUCCUAUUUACCUCACAUCAAUGUCCUUUAGAAGGUGGAUAUUCUUUUGGAUAAGAAAACUAACUGCACAUGCUACUGGAUCUCGUGCAAGCAUCUUUAAUGCUUGUCGUGGUAUUGUGCGUCAUGAUAUGCAAACAACCAUAUAUUUACUUCCAUACCUGGUUCUCAAUGCUGUUUGUCAUGGUACUCAGGAGGCACGUCAAGGCAUAGCAGAAGAAAUCCUGUCUGUUCUUGAUGCAGCUGCAUCAGAGAAUAGUGGUGCUUCAGUUCAUGGAUUCAGUGGUGGUCAAAGUGAAGUUUGUAUUCAGGCAGUAUUUACUCUUCUUGAUAACCUAGGACAAUGGGUGGAUGAUGUUGAACAGGAGCUUGCUCUUUCUAUUUCUCAGUCAUCAGUUUCUAAGCAACAAAAGUCAAAGGUCCAGAAGUCAAGUUCAUUUACAGAUCAGGUCCAACCCCAUUUACAGUGUAAAUAUGUCACAGAGCUUCUGUCUGUGAUUCCAAAGGUGACUCUUGCUAGAGCCUCCUUUAGGUGUCAGGCUUACGCAAGGUCCUUGAUGUACUUUGAGUCAUAUGUGAGGGAAAAGUCAGGUUCUUUUAACCCUGCUUCUGAGAGGAGUGGCAUCUUUGAGGACCAAGAUGUUUCACAUCUAAUGGAAAUUUAUAGCUGUUUGGAUGAGCCAGAUGGACUAUCCGGCUUGUCUUGUUUGAGUAAAUCUUUGAGGUUGCAAGAUCAGCUGUUAAUGAACAAAAAGGCUGGGAAUUGGGCUGAUGUUUUAACUUCUUGUGAACAAGCUUUGCAGAUGGAGCCUACCUCAUUUCAGAGGCAUUCUGACGUCCUUAACUGUUUACUAAAUAUGUGCCACCUUCAGGCCAUGGUCACUCAUGUUGAUGGUUUAAUUUCUAGGUUUCCUCAGUACAAGAAAUCAUGGUGCAUGCAAGGUGUGCAGGCAGCCUGGAGGCUUGGCCGGUGGGAUUUGAUGGAUGAGUACCUUGGUGGAGCUAAAGAAGACGGUUUAGUUUGUAGUGGCUCUGAAAGUAAUACUUCAUUUGACUUGAAUGUUGCAGUGAUUCUCCAGGCAAUGAUGAAAAGGGACCGUUUCUCUGUAGCAGAAAAAAUUGCUUUAUCCAAGCAGUCACUAAUUGCUCCCCUUGCUGCUGCAGGAAUGGAUUCUUACAUGCGAGCCUACCCAUUUGUUGUUAAACUGCACUUUCUAAGGGAACUGGAGGACUUUCAUUCUCUUCUGGGUAAUAACUCUUUCUUAGAGAAGUCUUUUCACUUAGAUGAUCAAGCUUUCUCUAAAUUACUGGACAACUGGGACAAUCGACUCAGGUUUACACAGUCAUCACUCUGGGCGAGGGAGCCCCUCCUGGCUUUCAGAAGACUGGUAUUUGGUGCAAGUGGCCUUGGUGCUCAAGUUGGGAAUUGCUGGCUUCAAUAUUCAAAACUGUGUCGCCUGGCUGGUCAUUAUGAAACAGCCAAUAGAGCAAUUUUGGAAGCUCAGGCCUCUGGGGCCCCUAAUGUCCACAUGGAAAAAGCAAAACUUCUUUGGAGCACACGGCGGUCUGAUGGUGCCAUUGCAGUGCUGCAACAAUCUCUCUUGGACAUGCCUGUUGAGGUUUUAGGUUCUGCUGCAAUAUCAUCUAUUACUAGCUUGUCUCUCUUACCACUAAAUACACAGCCUAUUCUUUGUGAAAGUCAGACCACGAAUGAAAAUAGAAACAUUGCAAAGACCCUUCUUCUGUACUCAAGGUGGAUCCAUUACACUGGGCAGAAACAGAAGGAAGAUGUAAUAAGUCUUUAUACCAGGGUGAGGGAACUGCAACCUAAAUGGGAGAAAGGGUACUUUUAUAUUGCUAAGUAUUGUGAUGAGGUGCUUGGUGAUGCCAGGAAACGGCAGGAGGAGAAUUCUGAACUUGGUCCUAGAAAGAUUCCUUCAGCAACUGUUGUUGGCUCAUCAAACCUGAAUGGUGAGAAGCGAUGGUGGACCUAUCUUCCUGACGUACUAUUAUUCUAUGCAAAAGGACUUCACAGGGGACACAAAAAUUUAUUUCAGGCACUUCCAAGGUUAUUAACCCUGUGGUUUGACUUUGGAAGCAUGUAUCAAAGAAGUGGUUCAUCAAACAAGGAUUUAGUGAAUGUACAUUUGAAGGUAAUGAGUAUUAUAAGAGGCUGUUUGAUGGAAUUACCAACAUACCACUGGUUGACAGUGCUACCUCAAUUGGUUUCAAGGAUUUGUCACCAGAAUGUGGAGACUGUUCGACUGGUCAAACUUAUCAUUACCUCUGUUCUGCGCCAGUAUCCACAACAAGGCUUAUGGAUAAUGGCUGCUGUUUCAAAAUCCACUGUUCCUUCAAGGCGGGAAGCAGCAGCUGAAAUUAUACAAGCUGCUCGUAAAGGUUUCAGCCCAGGAAGUAAGGAGAACAGUUUAUUUGUUCAAUUUGCUACACUGAUUGAUCACCUGAUCAAGUUAUGCUUCCAUGCUGGUCAGUCAAGAUCAAGGACAAUUAAUCUCUCAACUGAAUUCAGUUCUCUGAAGAGGAUGAUGCCCCUGGGAAUUGUAAUGCCAAUUCAACAAUCUCUUACUGUUAAUCUUCCGACAUGUGAUGGGAAUCUGGGUGGUUCACUUAUGUCUAAUAUCUUUUCGGCUACAGAUCUUCCUACUAUAUCUGGCAUUGCUGAUGAGGCAGAAAUUCUUUCUUCUCUUCAGCAGCCUAAGAAAAUUGUUCUAUUAGGCAGUGAUGGUCUUGAGCGCCCAUUUCUUUGCAAACCAAAGGAUGACCUUCGGAAAGAUGCUCGCAUGAUGGAGUUUACUGCAAUGAUCAAUCGAUUGCUGUCCAAAUAUCCUGAGAGUCGUCGAAGGAAGCUUUAUAUUCGAACAUUUGCUGUGAUUCCUCUGACAGAAGACUGUGGCAUGGUAGAGUGGGUGCCUCACACUCGUGGACUGCGGCACAUUCUUCAAGACAUCUAUAUUACCUGUGGAAAAUUUGAUAGGCAGAAAACUAAUCCUCAAAUUAGACAAAUUUAUGAUCAAUGUCAAGGUAAAAUGCCAGGGGAUGAGAUGCUAAAGAACAAAAUCCUUCCAAUGUUUCCUCCCGUUUUCCACAAAUGGUUCCUGACAACAUUUUCAGAGCCUGCUGCAUGGUUCAGGGCCCGUGUUGCUUAUGCUCACACGACUGCAGUUUGGUCCAUGGUUGGGCAUAUUGUGGGACUGGGUGAUCGGCAUGGUGAAAAUAUUCUUUUUGAUUCUACAAGUGGUGAUUGUGUUCACGUUGAUUUCAGUUGCCUAUUUGACAAAGGUUUGCAAUUGGACAAGCCUGAGCUUGUUCCUUUUAGGCUAACUCAGAACAUGAUCGAUGGCUUAGGAAUAACUGGAUAUGAGGGUAUCUUUUUGAGGGUUUGUGAAAUUACACUUUCAGUACUGAGGUCGCACAGGGAGACUCUCAUGAGCGUGCUCGAAACUUUCAUCCACGAUCCUCUUGUGGAAUGGACGAAAUCUCACAAGUCCAGUGGUGUAGAAGUUCAAAAUCCACAUGCACAGAGAGCAAUUAGUAAUAUUGCGGCAAGGUUACAAGGAGUAGUUGUUGGGGUUGGAGCUGCGCCAUCAUUGCCACUUGCUGUAGAAGGUCAAGCUCGUAGACUAAUUGCUGAAGCAGUCUCUCUCAAGAAUCUUGGAAGGAUGUACAUAUGGUGGAUGCCUUGGUUUUGAAGAUUUGGAUGGGUAGAGAAGUUUUUUCAUGUCUUUUCAUACAGAGAGUCAAUCUAUAAACUGAACAAAUGAAUGCAUGGAUGAAGGUGGUCCUGCUUUUGGUCAAAGAGUUACAAUACCAUUCUGCCAAAAGAUUUGGAUGAGUGGAGCUUGACGCCCCCAUAGUUUGCAUGUACACCUUGCUCUGCUUCGCAGGGAUCCAUCCCUUAGAAGCAUGUUUAAAAGGUGCUGCUAUUUGAUUGUAUAUAAUCUUUUAACAUACUUACCAACCACUUCCCUUUUUAAGGAUAAUAUGAUUAAAGAAAAUAAACUUUUUGUAUUUAUAAGAAAGUUAUUCAUCUAUUAGGUUCCCUGCUACCAAUCAUUUUACAAGAUAAUUGCGUCGCUAGGAGCUAUGUAAAUUUUCCACAAUCAUAACUUGACUUCUUGAAAUAUUGACUAACUAAGAAUGUGGCCAAGAUGUUUUCCCUCAAAAAAGUAACCAAUUUGGACUCAGCCUGCUGAAUAGAACCCACCAUAUAAGCUGUGGCACUGACAUCAAUGCUUCUCCAUCUUCUCUCCUUUGCAUAUUUCUUCAAGCUUUCCUCAAUCUUUUUAUAAUGCACCUCUUCGGCUUUCUCUUUGACACCUCUUCCUGGUUCUUCGGAAAAGGCCUCCGCUAAGCAUCUGGCCAAAACAACCCCAUCCUCUAAAGCACAACACCCUCCCUGUCCAAGGUCAGGAGUCAUGGGGUGGAAAGCAUCUCCACCAACACAAGCGUUGCCCUUACUAAUGUUCCCCAACAUCAGAUCCCAGGGAUGUCUAUAUCGCAAUGGAGAUGAUAAAAAUCCAUCUACAUCCGUUUUUUCUAUGAAAGCUCUAACAUCACUUGGCAUGUUCUCAAGCUUUUCUAACACGUAUUGUUUCAGUUUGGCAGGGUUCUCUUCUAGCUCUUUCUCUGCAAGGCAGGCAAAUGACAACGGUAAGCACAUUUUGAAUGUCUACAGGCAUGUAUAGUGAAUGAAUGAUAUGAUAUUUUUUUCAAUGUAAGUUUCCAGUUAAGAACUUGUAUUUAAGAAAAUUCACCUUGGCUGGUGGGUAUCCAAGUGAAAAACCAGUAGACUGCCUUUUCAUUACAAGGAACAACACCAGCUCGAAUACCUUUGCCGGAAAACCGCAUGAACCUGGGCUGAAACCCAUGGUUGGUCUUGAACUCUGCAAAACCCCUGACUGCAUAUCUCCCAGUAAAAGAGGCCUCCUUGAAGCCUAGCCACUUUGCCACCAAGGAGUUCACUCCAUCACACCCAAUCAACACCUAUUACCGUUGAAAACAUCCAAGUAUUAGUUGGAGCUUACUAACUUGGAUUCAUAACAGUUACUUCGCUUGUUUGCUUCUCAUACAAGAAAUAUCCAUGCUUAUUUCUUCU